ACUGAGUCCACGUCCAAGGAAUGCUCGGCAAAAAGGGUCUUGAUCUGUGGUGGUGGCAUUAUUGGCGUGAGUACAGCUUAUUACUUGGUGCAGAAGGGUAUCAGCCCCACAAUAAUAGAACGCAACGAAAUUGCAGGGGCUGCUUCAGGGAAGGCUGGUGGCUUUCUUGCGCUAGAUUGGAAUGAUGGCAGCCGAAUUGGCCCCUUGGCAAGAUUAUCAUUUGGUUUGCAUGAAGAACUGGCACAGAAGCUUGGUGACGACUGCGGUUACCGUCGCUGUGAUACACUGGAAGUUCUGGCCUCUGAAGAUGGGCCUGUGUCGCAGCACCAGGGUUCGGGUGUGCCUCAGUGGGUGAAUGGGCGUGUGUCCAGGACACAGGUAAUUGGCACAACAGAGAGCACAGCUCAGGUGCAUCCAUACAAAUUGACACAUGCUCUCUUAGAGGAAGCCAAAAAGGGAGGGCUGCAAGUCAAGCAUGGUGCCGUUGAAGGCAUCGCAUUCGCGGAUGGAGCCACCAAAAAUGUGACAGGUGUUAUUGUUGAUGGAAACAUCAUUGAGGCGGAGGCAGUGAUCAUAGCCAUGGGGCCUUGGUCUACAAAUGCCCGCAACUGGCUGCCACUGCCACUGAUUGCGGCUGAAAAAUACCACAGCAUUCUUCUGAAGCCACAAGAGGAAUUGUCUGCCCAUGCUCUCUUCACCAGCAUCAGGACCCUUGAUGGCCGCCGUGUGGCACCUGAGGUCUAUCCGCGCCCAGAUGGUGAGGUAUACAUAUGUGGAGAGGGUGAUUCCCAGGUGUUGCCAGACGACCCCUGUGAAAUAAAAGUGAUGCAAACUCAGUGUGAUAACCUGAAGAAUUUUGGAGCAGCAAUAUCGAGUACGCUUGAACAGGCACCUGUGACAAAACAACAGGCAUGCUAUUUGCCGAUUUCUCAAGACGGCUUGCCGCUGAUAGGCCGUGUGCCUGGUGUCGAGGGAGCUUUUGUUGCGGCUGGCCACAGCUGUUGGGGAAUCCUCAAUGGCCCAGGAACUGGUCUGUUGAUGGCAGAAUUGGUGGCUGGGGAAUCAACUUCGCUGGACAUAUCGGCAUUUGAUCCUGCAAGAUUUAUUUAA
Ostreobium quekettii is the source of this 1110-nucleotide messenger RNA. The record is from the annotation of a GenBank genome assembly. NCBI's taxonomy places the organism in Eukaryota, Viridiplantae, Chlorophyta, Ulvophyceae, Bryopsidales, Ostreobiaceae.